AUGAACUCUAAAAUCAUUUAAAAUAGCGCCAAACUUUUAUCUUAAGUUUAAUCUUAAUCUUUCAGCAAACAUAAAGCAUUAAAACCUCCAGUUAGAGUUGCUGUUACAGGAGCUGCCGGAAACAUUGGUUAUGCUACAGUUUUCAGAAUAGCUUCUGGUUAAUUAUUAGGACCAGACUAGCCCGUAAUCUUACAAUUGAUCGAACUUCCUUAGGCAUAAAACGCUCUUAAAGGAGUAGCUAUGGAACUUAACGAUUGUGCCUUCCCAUUACUCUAAGACAUUAUUUUAACUGACAACUAAUCAAUAGGUUUCAAAGAUGCUGACUACGCUUUAUUAGUAGGUUCAAAACCAAGAGGCAAAGGGUAAGAAAGAAGUGACUUAAUUAAGGACAAUGGAAAGAUUUUUGUUGACACUGGAAAAGCCAUAAAUGAUAAUGCCAACAGAAAUAUAAAAGUUAUUGUUGUAGGAAACCCUGCUAAUACAAACUGUUUAAUUGCUUCUCAUUAUGCUAAAGAUAUUCCUAAAGAAAACUUCACUGCCAUGACCAGACUCGACCAUGAUCGUGGACUUACUUAAAUUGCUCAAAAAUUAAAAUGUCAUGUUGAUGAUAUUCAAAAUUUCUGUAUUUGGGGCAAUCACUCUCCAACUAUGUACCCUGAUCUUACACAUGCUACUGUACAUGGAAAACCAAUUAAACCUUAAUUAGAUGAUACAUGGAUUAAUAGUUAUUUCAAUCCUAAAGUACAAAAAAGAGGUGCUGAAAUUUUAGAUGCUAGAGGACUUUCUUCUGCUGCCUCUGCUGGUAAUGCUGCCAUUGUUCAUGUAAGAGAUUGGGUUUUGGGAAGUCAUAAACAUUGGAAAUCUAUGGCAGUACAUACUGAUGGAUCUUAUGGAGUACCAAAAGGAUUGAUAUUCUCUUUCCCUGUUACUACCGAAAAUGGAAACUAUAAGAUUGUCUAAGGAUUAAAGGUGGAUGCUUACUCUUAAGCUAAAAUUGAUGUAACUACUAAGGAAUUAUUAGAAGAAAGACAAGCUGUUGAACAUUUACUUAAAUGAAAUUAAUUAAAAGAGAGAAAAUAUAUUAAAAACUAUAUUUUAAUUUUUUAUAUUUCUUAUCAUUUAAUUUUAUUUUUGAAAUAAAUUUAGAAAUUGUGAAUUUAUAAAAAUA
This is a messenger RNA of Ichthyophthirius multifiliis, 1168 nucleotides long. Its product is annotated as malate dehydrogenase, putative. Gene Ontology annotation, biological process: malate metabolic process; tricarboxylic acid cycle; oxaloacetate metabolic process. The record is from RefSeq and is a predicted model, not a curated record. Gene Ontology annotation, molecular function: L-malate dehydrogenase (NAD+) activity. The transcript is spliced from 4 exons. NCBI's taxonomy places the organism in Eukaryota, Ciliophora, Oligohymenophorea, Hymenostomatida.